Setaria italica (foxtail millet) is the source of this 1169-nucleotide messenger RNA. RefSeq names its product ADP-ribosylation factor-like protein 2. Gene Ontology annotation, molecular function: GTPase activity; GTP binding. Gene Ontology annotation, biological process: protein folding. The transcript is spliced from 6 exons. The record is from RefSeq and is a predicted model, not a curated record. Bases 349 to 906 code for a protein of 185 amino acids. Gene Ontology annotation, cellular component: cytoplasm; microtubule cytoskeleton. Lineage: Eukaryota; Viridiplantae; Streptophyta; Magnoliopsida; Poales; Poaceae.
CAUCGUCGGUCGCCGUCCUUCAGAUUUGGGCACAAGCUGCAUCUCGCCGGCGACGGCCGCCCGCGAGCAGGACGACGGUUCGCCUGCCAGAGCCCGGAGGCCGCGCCACCCCGAUCUCGACCCCGCGACUUUUACUCCGGGGCCAGGGCGACGUCGCCGAGCGGGGACGACCGCCUCCUCCUCCUCGCUUCUAGAAUAGGGGGAUGAUGCUUGAAUACCUGCUGAUAGUGACCUGAGCGACAUCACAAACAAAGACUGGCUCUACUGCAUUGAAGAAUUCAGUACUCUUUCAGCCUCUCUCUUUAUGUUCCUUGCCUCUUGACUCAUCUCCUGGGCCGCCCCUCCAAGAUGGGUCUCCUUAGCAUCAUCAGAAAGAUCAAACGCAAGGAAAAGGAGAUGCGGAUUCUCAUGGUGGGCCUGGACAAUUCAGGUAAGACAACGAUUGUGCUGAAGAUCAAUGGGGAGGACACCAGUGUAAUCAGCCCCACCCUUGGCUUCAACAUCAAGACCAUCAAGUAUCAAAAGUACUCCUUGAACAUUUGGGAUGUUGGGGGACAGAAGACGAUCCGCUCAUACUGGAGGAAUUACUUCGAGCAGACUGACGGCCUGGUUUGGGUGGUUGACAGCUCUGACAUCCGGAGGCUUGAUGACUGUCGAGCAGAGCUCCACAAUCUACUGAAAGAAGAGAGACUAGCCGGAGCUUCGUUGUUGGUGUUUGCAAACAAGCAGGACAUUCAGGGUGCCCUGAAACCAGCAGAAAUCGCCAAGGUCCUGGAUCUGGCGGCCAUGGAGAAGAGCCGUCACUGGCAGAUCGUCGGCUGCAGCGCCUUCACCGGCGACGGGCUGCUUCAGGGCUUCGACUGGCUCGUUCAAGACGUCGCCUCGCGCAUCUACGUCCUCGACUGAAGACACUGCAGCUAGAUCCAAUCUUCCUGGUGGAAUCUCGAUGGGAUGGGAGUUUCGAGUUGAGGAUUGUUGGGCUGAGACUCGAUGCAAACGUGACUGAAAAAUCCAAAUCUCUGCAACUUACUGUUACUUGUUUUCGUCAUGAAAAAAUAGUCCAAGUUGGAUUCUGUAUCUGUGAUGGCAUCUGGAGGCUAGUGGAAUUCAUGGAUUAGCACCAUACGUGAGGAUCUUUGUCAUGAUUAGCACAAAUCACUUUUCCCCCA